Callorhinchus milii (elephant shark) is the source of this 1653-nucleotide messenger RNA. RefSeq names its product fukutin (gene fktn). The transcript is spliced from 10 exons. Bases 148 to 1524 code for a protein of 458 amino acids. Gene Ontology annotation, cellular component: Golgi membrane. The record is from RefSeq and is a predicted model, not a curated record. NCBI's taxonomy places the organism in Eukaryota, Metazoa, Chordata, Chondrichthyes, Chimaeriformes, Callorhinchidae.
GGGGCUAUGAGAUCUCGCGAUAGUUUGGUUCGCGGCGGCCGCAGUGAUGUCACGUGUUAGUCGUUCCGCAUAUCGCGAUAUGAGCGGCUGCUGUGGUUACUGUGGAGACACCGAGAGGUUCUCACAAGAGAAACUACAUGAAGACCAAUGCCCAGAAUCAAUAAGACCAUCGUAUUGACCCUUCUCAUUGUGACCAGUUCAGUUUUUCUAUUAUUUCAGCUUUACUACUAUAAACAAUAUUUUGUAUCAAAGAAUGGGUCCAAUCUUUCUGAUUUGAAAGCAAGUUACGAUGUGGAAGACAGUGUGCACUGGAAAGUGGUCAAAAAGUUCCUCAAAAUGGUCUCUAUCCAAAAUGUUCCUUUAUAUCUCAUUGAUCCUUUGGUUUUGGGACGGCUGAAUGAAAAUCAACGUCAGCAAAGUACGAGCAGCAGUGGGCUGAAGUGCAAAUACCUGUGCUUUCCCAGAGAGUUUACUACAUUUGCACUCUUGGAUAAAUUUUGGAAAAACAAUGCAUCCCUAAAGAAAGCAGCCGAGAAGGAAGGAUUUGAGUGGAUGGAGCUGCAUGGGAAGGAUCCACGCCUAGCAGGAAUGGAUGGUCUUUCUGGCACAGAAAUUCCACUGCAUUGCAUCUUUAAGAUGCAGAAUCAUGCCAUCCACCUUGUGGUAUUUUAUGAGCGGAGUGGGAACUACCUUUGGCAUGGGCAACUACGGCUCAAACAAAAUGCAGACAGAAAAUUUGUGCCUUUUCGAAAGCUCCAUUUUGGACAUCACCCGGGAGCCUAUGACAAACCAGAGCUGCGUCUAGCUUCAAUUGAUGGAUUAGAAAUUCACAUUCCUAAGAAAAUAACCCAUUUUUUGGAUGAAGUUUCUCAGUCCAAGUUUAUUGAGUGCAGAUAUAAAGAAGCUCGAGCAUUUUAUCAGCUUUACCCUGAUGACACAUCUCAAGAAGCCACAGAGUUUCGUAAAAAGGCUAAGAAUUUGCUUCAGUUGGCUGUUAAAACAUUAAAUGGCCUCAGGAUACCGUUCUGGCUCAGCAGUGGAACUUGUUUGGGGUGGUUCAGACAAUGCAGUAUCAUCCCCUACAGUAAAGAUGUGGACCUGGGAAUUUUGAUAAAGAACUACACACCUGAAAUUAUCCCGGCAUUCCAGAAGGCAGGACUUCCACUUAAACACAAGUUUGGGAAGGUGGAAGAUAGCCUGGAGCUUUCCUUCCAGGCUCAUGAUGUGAAGCUUGAUAUAUUCUUCUUUUAUGAAGAGAUGCACAACAUGUGGAAUGGAGGAACCCAGGCUAAAACUGGCAAGAAAUUUAAGUAUAUGUUUCCCAAAUUUACCCACUGCUGGACUGAAUUCCUAGAAAUGAAAGUAGGAGUCCCGUGUGAAACGCUUGCGUAUGUGGAAGCAAACUAUGGCAGGAACUGGGCAAUUCCUGUGACUAGUUGGGAUUGGAAGACCUCGCCAUCUAAUGUGCACGAAUAUGGAGUUUGGCCUAUCAGUGAGUGGGAUGAUGUUAUCCAGGUGUACUGAGAAUUGAUGGAAUUGAAAAGGCAAAAUGGGAAAUCCUAACACAACUAAUGCUCAAUUAUAUGGAGGGAGAAAACUGUGUCUAACGUACACUACAGUAAUAACGUAAUAAUCACUUUUUUUAAAAAAACU